Messenger RNA from Penicillium cataractarum, 2958 nucleotides. RefSeq lists its product as uncharacterized. Lineage: Eukaryota; Fungi; Ascomycota; Eurotiomycetes; Eurotiales; Aspergillaceae. The record is from RefSeq and is a predicted model, not a curated record. The transcript is spliced from 2 exons. Bases 1 to 2958 code for a protein of 985 amino acids.
AUGCCCAUCAAGCUGCCUAAAGGCUUUGCCCGGAGAAAGUCCUCGGGCAACGUUCUAGACGAGGUGGAUGGCCAACCUCAAUCCUCCUUCCGUGUCUUUGAGCGACCGGGAACUCAACAACGAUCAAUGACGGACGGUGAUCAGCUCACCAAGCGCAUGAGUGAGGGUCAUGCCAGUCUUGAGGACACUGAUAACAUCUUCGCCGGGUCAGAGGUUCCCUUGGGCAAAACUCGGUAUGACCGCCCCGGGACCAUGGAAUCUCUCAGAAAGCGAUUGACCGGCCACAAUGACAGUGGUCCGACCUACGAAAGCUCAACCUCAACCCGCCUCAGUUCCUCCUCUACCCUCCCAUCAUCGACCGAAGUUCCGCCGCCCGAUGAAGCAUCAUCCCCACAUUCGCGAAUCCACGAUAUCCCCGCUCCACCUCCACUGGCAGGGGCUUUAAGAGCCGCCGGUAGGACGUUCUCAUUUGGUGGACGCUUUAAUAAGAACUCGACGCCCCCUGCUCCCCCUCGACAUGCCACGCCGGAUGUACCCAAGCAGCGUGCCUACAGCAGUAGCACCAAUGACACGGCAACUCCGCCCAGGCUACCUGAUUCGCAAUUGAAUUUCGAUCUCGGAUCUGGGGAAGAUGACUUCGGAAAGAUGUUUGACCACUUGGGGAAGCGGCAAAGCGCCCUUUUGCGGGACUCUUCUCCGCAACGAGCUAAACAGUACUCUUCGUCCCCACCAACGCAAGCGCUGGCAGAGUUCCAGGCAACUGACAGUAGGGCUGGACGACCGGCUCCCAUUAAUACAGACCGAUCGGCGGUUGUCGACCCCUCGCCUUAUUCCUGGGGUAGCCGUCACUCCGGCGACAACUUGUUGAAUAGCCCCGGCGGCGAAAAGGUCACUUCGCCAGCUCGUUCGACUCCCGAAACGGUCACCAGUUUCCGCAAACCCUCACCCUCCCCUGCCCAGAUGCUCGGCGCGACAACUUCACACCGGGCCUUGGAGAAACCCGUCCGUCGGCCGUCGGAUGGUUUGCGCAGGAGUGGAAUAUACCCGGUGGAUCAGGAAUCGCACACCAUUGACGAUGAAGAUGCCAAGAUGGUCCGACAGUCGGUGCUGUGGACUAAAGGUUCCUCGCCUCGCUGGGAAGAGGCUGCUUCCCCGUCGGGUGAAACACCCCUUCUCGAUAAGGGCAAGGCCACUAGUCCUUCGCAUUUGAGCCCCACCGUGGACGAGAAUUUGUUCGCGCCACGACGGUCACCCGCCCCGAGUGAUAACGGUCUGGACGAUGCCCGACUUGCCGUUCAAUUUGCCGAAAGCCUACCCAAAUCUUCGUCCCCGGCCAACGGCAACAAGGUAAUGACUCCGUCUCAAUUCGAACAUUACCGCCAGCAGCAAGAACUUCGACGAUCCAACAGCGAUGCCACCAAGAGCGAUGAGGAAUCCGAGCACGAGGAGUUUGAUGACGAAGAAGACGAGGUUGAGAAGCAGCGGGCUGCGGAACGGCAACGACGGAAGCAAGAGGCCCACCUCUCCCUCUACCGCCAGCAGAUGCAGAAGGUGACGGGUCAGCAAGCUCCGUCCCCAAUGCUCCGGCCCGAAAUGGCCGGAGCCAGCAGUAGCACCCCCAACCUUCCCAACCGCUUAUCCAACCCGGGCGACAAGUCUUCCAGCGGGAAGAGUAGCAACGAGGAGGAUGACGAGGAGAUCCCACUGGGUAUUCUUGCAGCCCAUGGCUUCCCCAAUCGUAACCGUCCCCCGACUCGCUUAGCCAACGUCAGCUCUCAUCCGAACCUUCGUGCAUCGAUGCACCCGUACUCAACAUCGUCCACCUCCCUCGCCGGCGCCGAGGCUGGCAACAGGGGCAGUCUCCCGGUCUUUGCCAGGAAUCUGCCUCAGGAUCCCUACUUUGGUGCUCGAAUUGUCAAUCCAUCCAAUCGGGAAUCUCUAGCUUUGGGUGGUGGUUCUGGCUCCGUGUAUGGCGGUGCUUCUUCUCCCGUUCCUCCUCCAGGCGGUCUCGUUGGUGUCAUUGCCAAUGAAGAGCGGAACAGGGCGGCUCGCCGUGCAGGAGGCGGAAGCCCCAAUCCCAUGGCAAUGUACGAGCAGAUGCAAAUGGGGAUGGGCAGUCCGGGUGGCGUGCCUCGACCUUACUCGAUGAUGGGGCCGCAGCCAAUGACUCCCAGCGAGCAGGCUCAGGUGAAUCUGUCCAACCAAAUGCAGAAUAUGAUGCAGAUGCAGAUGCAGUGGAUGGGACAGAUGAUGCAAAUGCAGGGUAUGCAGGGUAUGCCGCAAGGUAUGCCGCAAGGUAUGCCUGGUACUCCGCCAAUGAUGGCUGGUGGUAUGCCGCCGCAAAUGAUGGGCGGUAUGCCCGUGCAGGGUGGCCCCAUGGGUCCUCCUUCGGUUAUGGGUGUCAAUCCCAACCUGAGGCCGAUGUCGAUGCAGGGUCCACCCGGUGCUAUGGUGCCAAACUUCGAACAACAGCGUACUCUCAGCAUGCUCGAUCCUAAUAUCGCUGCGCGACGAGGCUCGCCGAUGCCUAAUUUGCCCGGUGGUCCACCCUUCAGACCUAUUACUGGAGGCUACGCCGCUUCCAUCGCACCCUCUGAACGCAGCAAUGCCGGUCUUGCGUCCCGAUAUCGUCCUGUCUCGGUGAUGGCAGGUGAGCCUGGCCCCGGUGUCACGUCGGUGAACAAGGGCUGGAAUGAUGAGAACCAACAUCACUCUUCCUUGGCCGUCUCCCAAUCCCACAUGGGCCUGCCCAAGUCUUCUUCGCUCGCAACCGUCACUGUACGACCUGUCUCGCGAACCAGCCAGUCCCCGGCGGGACGCAAGCCACCUGCUUCAGAUGAAGAAGAUGACGACGAGGGUUGGGCUGAUAUGAUGAAGAAACGAGACAAGAAGAAGAGCAGCUGGAAGUUGAAGCGAGGCACGUCUUCGCUGGGUGAUCUUCUGAGUGCCGUGCACUAA